GGUGUUGGCUCCGCCUACCGCUCCGGACAUCUCGCGUCAGGCCCAAGGCAGGCCAGUGAGGGAGCCGAGGACUCUGGGGCUGGGGAUGGCGUCAGUUAUGCGGCCUGGUCGGAGCCCGACGAUUUUCAAGACCAGCGGCUGCUGGACGAGCUGCGUGAAUGGUCCCAGAUUUCUGGGUCGCCUGAUUUCCUUUCGUUUUUCGGGCUUGAGCCUGAUUUCUCCGGCACGGCAGAGGCCAAGCCUAACAAUCCUCGGGGGGCCGAGGUUUGUCUCAAGAAGCUGACCCCAGCCGAGAGGGAACAGUUCAUCCACUCUGACCAGGCCGAGUGGGACGCCAUCGUCUCGUCAGGAGCCGCGCGGGUGCUCUCGGUUGAAGAGUCCAGUACUGUGGCUGCCGAGACUCUGGCCCUGUCGGGGGCCACCGCCGAGGCCCAAUGGCUGCAGGUCCUCUGGAGGGACUCGGUCUUCGGGGACGUGCCGCGACCCGAGUGGUUUAGGGCCAAGGCGCCCUUCUCAGUCAUGCUCUCGUCUCAGUGCCAGCUCAGCGAGGCAGCACAGGGCCUCGCUGUGGUCGAUGCUAAGUCAGUUUUUGAUACGCUUUCGCGUAACUCCGCCGGAUCACGAGCGGACAGGCGCAAUGCGGUGGAGCUAGCGGUGAUCAGAGACUCCCUUGCCGCCGUGGGUUCGCGUGUGCGUUGGGUCCCUCACGGGCGAAUGCCUGCCGACCCUCUGACCAAGAUGGACCCAGGGCGCGGGAGCUUGGCGCUCCAUGACUUGCUCUGUCGUGGCAGUCUAGUCCUGGUGGACGAGCAUGGAGCGGCGCUGGCGCUGUACUUCCUGGAGCUGAACGACGCGUACCACAUCCCACCUGGCUGGUGGGCACGCCAGCCGCGGGCGACGCUGAAGACGGGAUGGAUCACUUUCCCGGCUCACGCGUCCGCGGCCCGCAGAGCGGAGCUCCAGGUGGCCGUCUGCCGCAUGGGGCUCGUUGCCAUGGCGCAGAUGGCAGAGGAUUGCGAGGUGUUGCAGAGAGCCUAG
Messenger RNA from Prorocentrum cordatum, 1038 nucleotides. NCBI's taxonomy places the organism in Eukaryota, Dinophyceae, Prorocentrales, Prorocentraceae. The record is from the annotation of a GenBank genome assembly.